AUGUACAAUGAAGCAUUGGUCUUGAUCGAGGAUUUAUGUGUUUUUAUUUCAAAUUUACCACUUAAUCAUUAUGGUAUGCCAUCACCUAAUCAUCCAGCUACCGACUUAGACAAUACCGAUUUACAACGAGAAAAUCAAUAUGACCAUGGAAGUUUAGCAACAAUUAUCAUGAACAGUGAACCAUUACUGACAGCAGAACAAAAAAUUAUUUAUGAACGGAUUAUGCUGGCUGUUGCUGCUGAACAAGGCGGUUUUUUUUUCUUGGAUGCACCCGGUGGAACCGGUAAGACAUUUUUAAUAUCGUUGAUUCUUGCCAAAAUACGGUCGCAACAAAAAAUCGCAUUAGCUGUAGCAUCGUCAGGCAUUGCGGCUACUUUACUGAAUGGUGGGCGAACAGCACAUUCAACAUUCAAGCUGCCAUUGGACGUUCAUAAUAAACCAGAUGUAAUGUGUAACAUUAAAAAGAAUAGUGGAAUAGCUGCAGUGUUGCGGAAGAGUUCCAUAAUAAUUUGGGAUGAGUGCACAAAGGCACACAAAUAUUCACUUGAAGCACUAAACAGAACUAUGCAAGAUUUAAACAGCAAUAAUAAACUUUACGGUGGUGCUAUCUUACUUUUGUCUGGUGACUUCCGGCAGACCUUACCGGUUAUACCUCGCUCUACUUUCGCGGACAAUUUUUGCACUGUUGUUCAGGAUAAAAAUGAUUUGAUUCAGAGUAUUUUCCCGGAUAUACAGAAUAAUUAUUUGAAUCAUGAAUGGCUUAGUCAACGGGCGAUUUUGGCAGCCAAAAACGUUGAUGUUGACGAAAUUAACUUCCAGAUACAACAGUUGUUACCAGGCGAUCUGAUGUCAUUUAAAUCAAUCGAUACUGUUGUUGACGAAAAUGAAAGUGUAAAUUUUCCGAAUGAAUUUUUAAAUUCAUUAGAUAUCCCUGGAAUGCCACCACAUAAUCUUCGAUUAAAGAUUGGUUCCCCUAUUAUUCUCCUCCGUAAUUUGAAGCCACCUCAAUUAUGUAACAGUACGCGUUUGGUCAUCAAAAAGAUUACCGGAAACAUUCUUGAAGCAACCAUUUUGUCUGAGAAGUUUAAAGGAAAAGUGGUCCUGCUGCCACGUAUUCCGAUGAUACCAUCAGAUUCUACCAUACCCUUCAAAAGGCUACAGUUUCCAAUUCGUUUAGCUUUCGCCAUGUCUAUAAAUAAAUCUCAAGGUCAAACAAUGUCCAUUUGUGGUUUAGAUUUGGAAAAUCCAUGUUUUUCUCAUGGGCAACUAUAUGUUGCGUGUUCACGUGUUGGGAAACUGUCGAAUCUAUUUGUGUUAGCUAAAGACAGGUUAACCAAAAGCAUUGUGCACCGAUUGGUGUUAAAUUAA
Molecule: messenger RNA, 1368 nt
Organism: Melanaphis sacchari
Lineage: Eukaryota; Metazoa; Arthropoda; Insecta; Hemiptera; Aphididae
Product: ATP-dependent DNA helicase PIF1-like
Exons: 1
Coding region: 1-1368 (455 amino acids)
Biological process (GO): DNA repair; telomere maintenance
Molecular function (GO): DNA helicase activity
Source: RefSeq, a predicted model, not a curated record